Megalops cyprinoides (Indo-Pacific tarpon) is the source of this 417-nucleotide messenger RNA. Its product is annotated as cytochrome c oxidase subunit 7C, mitochondrial. Gene Ontology annotation, biological process: mitochondrial electron transport, cytochrome c to oxygen. The record is from RefSeq and is a predicted model, not a curated record. The transcript is spliced from 3 exons. NCBI's taxonomy places the organism in Eukaryota, Metazoa, Chordata, Actinopteri, Elopiformes, Megalopidae. Bases 84 to 275 code for a protein of 63 amino acids.
UCGAUAUCCUUUCUCAGAGAAGGUCGCACGUCGCAGAAGCUAGUGGACAAGAACUGUGGGUCGAAACUUCAUUGUAGCUCAAUAUGCUUGGCCAGGCUGUUCGGCGAUUUACCACUUCUGCGGUCCGUGGAAGCCACUAUGCAGAAGGACCAGGAAAGAACCUGCCAUUCUCUGUUGACAACAAGUGGAGGCUGCUGGGAAUGAUGGUGGUGUUCUUCGGCAGUGGCUUUGCUUUCCCCUUCAUUGUCGUCAGACACCAGCUCUUGAAGAAGUGAAGCGUCGACGCCCCUCACGACUUAACCAGGUCUGCUUCAUGGUGGAAUAUAUUUAAUCUGCUGAACUCUCUUCAUAACGAAGAAUGGGGAUCCCUUCAUUGUCUUUGUAAAUAAAAUGAAUCUAAACAGACUUUGAAACGUU